This is a messenger RNA of Ziziphus jujuba (common jujube), 2364 nucleotides long. RefSeq names its product serine/threonine-protein kinase PBL27. The transcript is spliced from 6 exons. The coding region runs from base 354 to 1901 and encodes 515 amino acids. Gene Ontology annotation, molecular function: protein kinase activity; ATP binding. NCBI's taxonomy places the organism in Eukaryota, Viridiplantae, Streptophyta, Magnoliopsida, Rosales, Rhamnaceae. The record is from RefSeq and is a predicted model, not a curated record. Gene Ontology annotation, biological process: protein phosphorylation.
GUUUUUGUUUUUUUUUUUUUUUUUCUUUACCUUCUUUUCUUCUACCACAUCAGUUUCUUCGAUUUGUUGAUCUGCUUCUCAAAACAUGUUGGUCUCGAUCUUUCUCUUUAAUGGCCACUAAAGAAGAUCCUAGAGACAGAGAGAGAAAGACAAAACGGAGGGAGUGAGGGAGAGAGAGAGAGAGAGAGAGAGAUAAAGGGAGUGAAUUUGGAUUGGAAUUCUGAGAUGAUAACAGAGUGAUUGUGGAAAGAGAAUUUUUCUUUUUGAGGAGGGUUUGUGUUUAUAUGAGUUGUUGUGUGGUGGGGUUUGUGCGGUGGCUUUGAAUUUUUUCCUUUUGGGCUUGGGAUUUUGAUAUGGGUGGGUGCUUUCCUUGUUUUAGAUCAUCGAAGAAGGAGGGUAGCGAUGUAAAGGAAGUGACUAAGGAUUCAGUUAAAGAAGGUUCAGCUACUCAGUCUCACCAUGUCACCAGAGUUAGCUCAGACAAAUCUAAAUCACGAAGUGGUUCUGACUCUAAGAAGGAACCUCCAAUUCCUAAAGAUGGACCAACAGCGCACAUUGCAGCACAAACGUUCACAUUCCGGGAGCUUGCUGCUGCCACAAAGAACUUUAGGCCAGAAAGUUUAUUGGGUGAAGGAGGAUUUGGGCGUGUCUAUAAAGGUCGUUUGGAAAGCACAGGCCAGGUAGUUGCCGUGAAACAACUUGACCGGAAUGGCCUGCAAGGAAAUCGAGAAUUUCUGGUCGAGGUUCUUAUGCUUAGCCUCUUACACCACCCAAACCUUGUCAACUUGAUUGGUUACUGCGCUGAUGGGGAUCAACGCCUUCUUGUUUAUGAAUUUAUGCCUUUGGGCUCAUUGGAGGAUCAUUUGCAUGAUCUUCCACCAGACAGGGAGCCCCUUGACUGGAAUACAAGAAUGAAGAUUGCAGCUGGUGCAGCUAAGGGUUUGGAGUAUCUGCAUGACAAAGCAAACCCUCCUGUCAUAUACAGAGACUUGAAAUCUUCCAAUAUCCUUUUAGAUGAGGGUUAUCAUCCUAAAUUAUCUGAUUUUGGGCUUGCAAAACUCGGUCCUGUGGGUGAUAAGACUCAUGUCUCUACACGAGUGAUGGGAACAUAUGGCUAUUGUGCACCAGAAUACGCAAUGACUGGCCAACUCACCCUAAAGUCUGAUGUCUAUAGUUUUGGAGUGGUCUUUCUUGAGCUUAUUACAGGGCGCAAGGCCAUUGAUAAUAACCGAGCUCCUGGAGAGCAUAACCUUGUUGCAUGGGCACGACCACUCUUCAAGGAUCGAAGAAAAUUUCCGAAAAUGGCUGAUCCACUUUUACAAGGGCGUUACCCGAUGCGAGGUCUUUAUCAAGCUCUUGCUGUUGCAGCCAUGUGUUUACAGGAACAAGCUGCAACAAGACCUCUAAUAGGAGAUGUUGUAACUGCUCUCACAUACUUGGCAUCCCAAACCUAUGACCCAAAUGCAGUCAGCAGUCAUAGUAACAGGGUUGGUCCAUCUACUCCUAGGAAUAGGGAUGACCGUAGAAACAUGGCAGAUGGACUGGAUAGCCCAGACGAGCAUGGACGUGGUGGGCGGCAUGGUUCUCCUGCCACCCAUAGAAACUCACCAGAUUUCAGGAGGAGAGACCCUGCAAGGGAAUUGAGUACUGGUGCAGAGUUGGGUAGGAUUGAAACGGGUGGUGGGUCUGGGAGAAAAUGGGGUGUGGAUGAGUCGGAGCAACAUGAAUCUCAGAGGGACAGUCCCCUAAGCACUGGGAGAGCAAGAGAAACUCCAAGAAAUCGUGAUUUAGAUAGAGAACGUGCAGUGGCAGAGGCAAAAGUAUGGGGCGAGAACUGGAGAGAGAAAAAGCGGGCAAAUGCAAUGGGCAGCUUCGAUGGUACAAAUGAAAAACACAGGUAGAGAAAGGGGAUUCUGGGGGGAUGAGUUGCAUAAUGGGUUCGGGGCAUUUACUGGGAGCCCAGCGCCAGCACCAGCACAGAGAAAUUGUUAUUAGGCAAAAACCAACGUGCUCAUCUGCGUCUCUUUAUGUGUAUUUAGGGGUUUCUGAAUCUGAAGUUGAUAUUACUCACAGGAGACUCAGGACGAUGUGUAAUUUUUGGCCCCCCCAUAUAUAUUAGUCCUUGUUUUUACGUGGGAAAAAACUUAGUGAGUUUGGUUUGGAUAUGUUGUUACAUCUUCUACUCUCUCAUACAAUAUUGUGUACUAUGGAUUUCCCGAGUCGUGUUUUCGGCUCAUAGAACCAAAAAAAAAAAAAAAAAAAAAUGGUUUGAUCAGAAUACUCUCUCUCUAUCUCUCUCUCAACAUCUUGUACUGAUAUAGUUGAUUUUUUAUGAAAAUCUCUUACCAGGAUUCUGUGGUGUAA